AUGUCAUAUCAAACAGAAAAACUUCCGCAAUUUGUAAAGAGUAGAAUUUUAAAAAAUUUAAAUUAUAGCCCUGAUGAAAGAGAAGAACUAUUUAAUAAAUUUUCAAGUCGAUUUUUUAACAUAGCAUCAGAAGACAUAGAUAAUUUUAGAAAAAGUUUUUUGAUAUUGGAAAAACAAUCGGAUAAAAAAAAAAUCAAAUUAAAUAAAGGAUUAUCGGCAAAAAAAUUAACGUACAAAGCUAGAAAAAAAUUAGGAUUGUAUUCGUUAGAUAAAAACAGUUUAAAAUAUGAUGAGCUGUUACCCCUGAAUGAAUUAUGGAAAGAAUACAUGAAUGAUUAUUUAAAUUUGGAAGAAUUAAAUGAACAAAAUUACAAAAACAAUCCUCAUGAUCCUAAUUUUGAAACUGUCAAUCAAAAACUAUUCAGAGCAGAUUUUCAUGGAGCACAAAUGACUGUCAUUAGAUCAAAAUGUUAUAGCCUUGUUGGCAUAAGUGGAAUUGUUGCCAUGGAAACUAAAAACACAUUUAAAUUAUUAGGAAAAGAUAACAUUGUUAGAACUGUACCAAAACCUUCGAGUACAUUUACAUUCAUUUUAAACGAUUACAAAUUUAAAUUUUUUGGUAAAAAUCUUCAAGUUAGACCAGCUGAAAGAAGUUCGAAAAAAAUUAAAAGAAAUUUUAUUCAUGAUUUAUAA
Messenger RNA from Pediculus humanus corporis (human body louse), 693 nucleotides. RefSeq names its product Ribonuclease P protein subunit p29, putative. NCBI's taxonomy places the organism in Eukaryota, Metazoa, Arthropoda, Insecta, Psocodea, Pediculidae. Gene Ontology annotation, molecular function: ribonuclease P RNA binding. Gene Ontology annotation, biological process: tRNA 5'-leader removal; rRNA processing. Bases 1 to 693 code for a protein of 230 amino acids. Gene Ontology annotation, cellular component: ribonuclease MRP complex; ribonuclease P complex. The record is from RefSeq and is a predicted model, not a curated record. The transcript has 4 exons.